Messenger RNA from Fimicolochytrium jonesii, 1443 nucleotides. RefSeq lists its product as uncharacterized. The record is from RefSeq and is a predicted model, not a curated record. The transcript has 9 exons. Bases 1 to 1443 code for a protein of 480 amino acids. NCBI's taxonomy places the organism in Eukaryota, Fungi, Chytridiomycota, Chytridiomycetes, Spizellomycetales, Powellomycetaceae.
AUGCGCGAGCCAAUGCUGUUCUCGACGGCGGUCGAGCCUCCCAGCGCCCUCGUUUAUCUGGGGCUAGCCACGAGGUCACCCAGGGACCUUGCCGCCCAUAAAGAACGGGACGAAAACAAUGCCGCACAAAAUAAGAGCAGAUCCGUUUCCUACGGAGUCCUUGACGGCGGUCGAGCCUCCCAGCGCCCUCGUUUAUCUGGGCUAGCCACGAAGUCACCCAGGGACCUCGCCGGCCAUAAAGAACGGGUCGCUUUUGGCCUGGGCUUAACCGACCUGACCGUUCCGAACCGCGCCGGAACAGGGUUUCGCGAGUGGGACUGGGGUAACACUUACGAGCAGGGUUUCCAGACGGCUCAAGCCGCGAGAUGCAAGGACAAGAAGAAAGGAGACCCAGUGCCGGGUGGAGUCGACGAUGAAUAUUCAAAGUCCGGUAUAUUCGUUCCGGACGUUUCAACCGAAGGCUGGUUUGCGGACGGCCUGACCGGAGAUCAGUGCGAGGGUUUCGCACACCUGCUCCCUCCGCAUCUCCGUCCCGCAUAUGCAGAAGGCCAACACUACUAUUAUUAUUAUGAAGCCGAGUCGUGCUUUGUGCAUGUUCAGAAGAUGCCGGCGAUGGGAAUGCUUACGCCGUUGGGAAAGUUCGUUGAUGCGCCUCCUUCCCGCCAAACUGGGCGUCUGUCGAAAUCGGAAAGAUGCGCGCGGAAAGACUGCAAAAACCCAUUGCGCGGAGGGAAGAGGAGGAGGGGCACCGCGUGGAGGAAGCGAAAUCCGUACAGUGGAAUACCAGGAAGAGGAUUGCGUGAGAUCAAUCGGAUCUUCUGGAAUCUUCUGAACGGGUCUAAGGCAAACAGCGGCUACAACGACUCGAAGGCGGAUGUCCGAUGUCAGGCGCCACGUUUCGGAGUCAUCUCUGAUGUUGUUAACCCGGCUUUUGAUUGGAACUUUUCGGGAGGGGGAAGGGGGCGUGAGGCCACCCAGAGCUCUAACCAGGCUCGAAAGAACGAAGACAACCGGAUUGAUCAAUCCAGAAUUGCUCGCAACAGAGGGUCUACAGACCUCGAUCAAUGGGUGUGGGUCACAUCCGCACGAAGAACUAACACCCUCUUUUUGUCCGGUUCUCGCAAACAAGGGAGUGAGAGCGGAUCCGUCUUCACAGUACCCGUUCUACAUGCCCAGGAAGCGCACCCUUCCCUCGGGCGUCGACGUCCGCGGUCGGAGAGGGUUGAGCGGUCCACGUGUUCCGCGGCCACCGAGAACGUUCCAUCCGCCGACCACGCUGGUGCCAACAGUGGGACCGAACAUCAUAUUCAAAGCCCCCCCUCCUCGGGGAUUUAUCGGUACCGAAAAUGCCACGCGUCCGCCACCGCAUAUUUCCCGGAAGGCUGGACCGUAACGGACGAGCCUGUAUCCAUGCGAGACCGCCCGCACUACCGGAUCUCGUAG